AUGGCGGCGUGCAUCAUACCUUCCCUGCAGAAGAGUAGGCAGUGUCGCCUUCCAGCCCAUGCGAGCUCCACAGCAGCGGAGGUAGCAGGCCUCCACCUUGCCGUCGACCUGCUCACAGAGGAACCCCCGGAGACUCCAGCAGCAAUCUUCUGCGACUCCAAGGCAGCCCUCUUGAGCCUGCAGAGGCCGGAGAGGGCGUGCCUGGGGGUCGCCCUCCUCUCAACGCGACUGGCGGCACUACAGGAUGCAGGUUGCCCGGUGUCCCUGCACUGGAUCCCUGCUCAUGUAGGCAUCCCGGGCAACGAGGAGGCUGAUGCCCUAGCCAAGAGUGCCCACCACGGUGACGUCCCCUUGAGUGCGGCAGUCACAGCCGCGGACUUCACGAGGCUCCGGCUUCAGCGGCACCUCCAGGUGUCCCAUCCUGACAAGCGCGUGUCCUUGGGACACCCCCCACGACAGCUACCGCAACGCGGCCUUGCACGGAGGGAGAGUUCGCUGCUACUCCGGCUGAGAAUCGGCUGUUGCUGGACAGCCGCACGACGCCAUCGGCUUGGCCUCAUCGCCUCACCUGCCUGCGCCUCCUGUGGUGAGCCAGAGACACUGGAGCACCUCCUUCUGGCCUGCCCGGCUCACAACCAACCCCGUGGACUGCUCCUGCAGGAGUUUCGCCGCCUUGGACUUCCCACCACACGACAGGAGGACAUCCUCUUCCCCUGUCGAAACCACCUCCCGGCCCUGCUCAGCGUAGUUGAGUACCUGGACUCGUCAGGGCUCUCAACAACUCUCUAA
Dermacentor silvarum is the source of this 789-nucleotide messenger RNA. RefSeq lists its product as uncharacterized. The transcript has a single exon. The record is from RefSeq and is a predicted model, not a curated record. The coding region runs from base 1 to 789 and encodes 262 amino acids. Gene Ontology annotation, molecular function: RNA-DNA hybrid ribonuclease activity; nucleic acid binding. Lineage: Eukaryota; Metazoa; Arthropoda; Arachnida; Ixodida; Ixodidae.